UUAAGAAGCCUAAGAAACAGAGUCCUCAAGUGCAAGAGGCAACACACAGGGCACAAGCGGCAACACACAGGGUGUAAGCGGCAACACACAGGGCGCAAGCGGCAACACACAGGGCACAAGCGGCAACACACAGGGUGCAAGCGGCAACACACAGGGCACAAGCGGCAACACACAGGGUGCAAGCGGCAACACACAGGGCGCAAGAGGCAACACACAGGGCGCAAGCGGCAACACACAGGGCGCAAGCGGCAACACACAGGGCACACGGCAACACACAGGUGCAAGCGGCAACACACAGGGUGCAAGCGGCAACACACAGGGUGCAAGCGGCAACACACAGGGUGCAAGCGGCAACACACAGGGUGCAAGCGGCAACACACAUGUGCAAGCGGCAACACACAGGGUGCAAGCGGCAACACACAGGUGCAAGAGGCAACACAUAUGCCAUCACACAACAGAGUUUACACACAGGUAUAAGAAACAGCUUGAAAAAAUGACAUGCACAAGGACGUCAUUUUGAAAAUGAUGGAAGGAGUUGUGGCACAUCCAUAUGAUUAUGAGGUCGAACCAUCUUGGACGCUCACACCAGGAAACACAUGAACGGCAAUCACAUCAUGAAAGAAUAGAGCAAUUGCCACACAUCAUGAAGUUCAACUUGGUCACACCUUAUUGGUACGGUUGGCUGAAGGACAGAGGGAGGAUGAUAAAGGACCCAGUAACCACACAUCAGAGUCAACAAUGGAAUCGUUAGAACUCAUUGCACAGACAUCAAUUUGUUGGGUGACCGGCUCGUAUGAUGCACAUGACACUCAAAAAAGAACAACAUGUCAACAACAUUAGUAUCUGUCUACAACAGGACAACAUAACAUCUCCAAAUAAGCAUUUCAUACCGCACAUCAAACUCAAGUCGAUGCUUUAAUUGUACGCAACAUGGCAUAAAAUAACAAAUACCUUCUGCAUGAAAUACUUAUGUGGAGAUGGAACUUUACUGUCUCUAAUUUGUUUUUCUCCAUUACAUGAUUUCGCUUUUUUAGCAAGUGUUCAAAAUUUUGCUUUGGUGUCCAUCAUGUCCAGGCUUCCCUGAUGUUGACAAACUUCCUUGCUGUCAUAACCCUGUCUAACACUUAAUAUCUUUUCAGAUGGUUAGUACAGAGACUAUGCAUGCUUGCAUGACAUUAGUAGGGUAACUUACAAAUCACGCAAGUUUCGACCCCCAUGCACAGAAUUUUCCAUAAUAUAUAGGCAGAUCAGUGCUAGUAGAAUGUAUAAUUGCUUUUGAAAAGAGCUGGUUUCUCAAGUUGCUUAUAUCAGUUUUUUCUGUCGAAAUAUCUGACAUUCCUCGACAGGAUUCAGUAAGUUGCCUGUUAGGAAUUUUUUUAAACCGUCUUAUCAUCCCCCCUCGGCCAAUAUCAUGUUCUUCAGGCCAGAAAAAUCCACAGUGCCCUCGACAAAGGGCUACAUUGACUUAUCACAUGACAACCGCAAAGUUUCCAACGUGCAACUCCAAUUGAAUUCACAAUUUGUAAAAGUGUUCUGCGCCUUCAAACAUUGUCAAACCCAUGAGUUGCGCUCUUUGAUAGCUGCAUGUGUGAAUAUUUUGCAACUUGAGAUAUUUUGACAGAGAAGGACCUGUUUAAACUGACUACCCGCUGCUCAGGAUGCUUUUAACAAUCAUUCCUUGCUAUGAUCUAAUCAUUAUCAUCCACUAGGUUUGGAAAAUAUUUGCCUGUUUGUGUAGCAUAAUACAUAACAUCUGUCAUUCCUCAUUCUUCUUCAGUUUUGAAACAUUUUCACUUACAGAUACAUGUAAUACAUUUGCAUCAUGAACCCCUUUAACCCUUUUGCUACCGCACCUGGUGCACCCGGUAUUUACCGGGUCCGUACACUGCAUACUAUUGAUCGGCAGUAAUAUGUACUGCCAAAUUAUCCCCAAGUUCCGCAGCUGAUAAUACACAUUCUGGGGCGGGUUCUACGGCUGUAAAAUUCAUGCAAGUGAUGAAACCAAAAUGUUGAAUCCGUGGGUCUGCGUGUAUAAACAGAGUAGGCAGAGCAUUAGGUAGUAAAUCAAUCAAUCCUUACUUAGCUACAGUCCCAGUCACUAUUGACAUCCCUUCUGCUUUGUGUAACCUGUGCAUGCUGAGUUAUGCACAAAUUGCAGCUGGCUAUAACCGAUAUUCACAGUGUUUCCAACAAAGAUUUUGCAAACGCCUAAAUAAUAUUGAAUGGUUUCUGGUAGAUUUUGCAAGCAUCACACCUUUGCUAAAGUUUCAUUCGUUCUUUCAUCACAGGUUGUGACAGAAAAUGUGAGUUAUCCAAUGCUUGACUCUAAUCCUUUUCUGGUCUUUAGCUCAGUCUAGCGUG
Molecule: messenger RNA, 2361 nt
Organism: Lineus longissimus
Lineage: Eukaryota; Metazoa; Nemertea; Pilidiophora; Heteronemertea; Lineidae
Product: pro-thyrotropin-releasing hormone-B-like
Source: RefSeq, a predicted model, not a curated record